CAUAAGUGCUGAUUGUUGUAACUGCUUCUAGCUAUCAACUGCCGGAUGCGGGUGCGUGAAGGAGGGGCCGCUUGGUGCCAGGGCCCCGGACCCACUUCGGUGUAAUCCUGCUACAGACACUGGGAUCCUAGUGCCCCUGUGAUGGGCUCGGAAAGUAGAGGAGGGGGAGGCAGGCUCCUUAUCAUCUGCGCCCUGGUCAGAUGUCAGUGAUGGAGCCGGAACCGGAAUUCCUUCAACCACUGGAGAACCACACCGUGACACAGGGUCGCGACGUAUUCUUUACGUGCGUUGUGAACCACCUGGGUCCCUACAAGGUGGCGUGGAUCAAGUCCGAUUCUAAGGCCAUCCUCGCCAUCCAGACGCACAUGGUGGCUCACAACCCGCGGCUCUCUGUGACUCACAACGGCCAUAACACUUGGAAACUGCACGUCUCCAAUGUCCAGAUAAACGACUGUGGCACAUACAUGUGUCAGAUCAACACGGACCCAAUGAGAAGCCAGAUGGGUAACCUAGACGUGAAAGUCCCACCAGAUAUCCUGAAUGACGAAUCCCCUGACGGCGGAGUGGCACCCGAGAACAGCUCCGUGCGGUUGAGGUGCAAGGCUACAGGGAUUCCAGAGCCUACUGUAAUGUGGAGAAGGGAAGACAGCAGAAACAUCAUUCUGCGGCAUGACGUCCAACCGUCGGUUAAGGUCUCUAAUCAACUGGUAGCGGCACCAGCCGGCAGCAAUGUGGAUAUCGGAUGUGACGUGGAGGCCUCUCCCAAAGCAAUGAAUAGUUGGUUUAGAGAGACAGGCGAGAAAUUGAUGGAGAGCGGUAAAUAUGAGAUAAAAGAAGUGCCGAUCAACGAUUAUUCGUUGCAUAUGAACCUCAAGAUCCUCAACGUGCAGAAACACGAUUUUGGGACUUACGUGUGUGCCUCUGUGAAUGCACUGGGUAAAGUGGAGGGAAGCGUGAGGUUACAAGAACUGCACCUGGCGCCAAAGACAACAACUGUUCCAGUGUCUGCACGACACGACAAUAAACCGCGCAAGAAAACUGCGCCCCAUUCGAAGGACAGCAAGCGCAAACGGAAACGUCCUAAAGGAGACCGUCGGGAAGAAGAAGAUGCGAGCGGGGAGGAUGAUGAAGAUUCAGAACCCGUAACGACUGGCCCGUGGCCCGAACCUCGAACUGUACAGACAAUAAUUCCGAGCGCUGGUCGGCCUCCGUCUUCGAACCCUCAUCGCAACGGCGCUGACAACGUGUCUUCGGGCAGCCCAUCCUACGGCUGUGGCAUCAGCAGUGUUCGUCUUCCAUUGUGGGCUACCGCGGUAAUCGUCGUCCAAGUCGCCCUUAAACAUCUGCUAAACUAUUAUCAUGUAACUAUUUUUUAAAGCUAAAGUUUGAAAAAUGAUUGGCCAGAUAUGAAUCCGUCGUCCAGUGGGCAGCUGAGUCUUAAGUUACUCGCAGCUGAUGAAAAGAUUUGCACAGAUGUAUCUGAAAGCAAGACCGUUGGUUGUUCUAGAUCCAUGCGUAGUGAGCAAACACUGAGAAAUGUACAUUGCAUGACAAUUGAUUGCUAUGUACACGGUGGUAUCAGGAA
Messenger RNA from Cryptotermes secundus, 1585 nucleotides. RefSeq names its product lachesin. Gene Ontology annotation, cellular component: neuron projection. NCBI's taxonomy places the organism in Eukaryota, Metazoa, Arthropoda, Insecta, Blattodea, Kalotermitidae. The record is from RefSeq and is a predicted model, not a curated record.